AUGGCCAUGCCAGCCCCCAAUGACCUUCAAGCUCUGCUCGCUGACCUCACCAGUGCCGUCCAAGGCUACUCGACUUCGCCAGAUCUCAAUGGCUACAUGUCGCGGAUCAAUAUUAUUGAAAAGGCAAAGCAGAUCACGCAGUCGCUGAUUCCAGCUGAACAAUUGCCCUACUACCAUGGACUUCACAUGGCUGAAUCGGUCGCUAUUAGGACUUUUAUUAAAUUAAAGGUUCUUGAAGCUAUCCCCGAGACUGGCUCGAUUUCUCUGCAAGAGCUUUCAAGAGCGACUGGUGCACAAGAUUCACUGUUAGAACGAAUGGGUCGUAUUCUGGUCGCGGUAGGAUUUCUGAACCAAACCCGCGACAAUGGUGGUGAUUAUAUGCACACCAAGUACUCGCUUGGCUAUAUCACAUCUCGACCAGGCCCAGCACUCAGCACACCUCCUUACCUAUACACUGGCAGGUACGAUGAGUGGUUUAAGAACAUGUACAACUUUGACGACUACCUCGUAGCCCGCAACCAACUAUCUUCAGCCCACGAGCCUGAUGACCCGCUCAACAACCCUUACACAUGGAGUCACAAGCAAGAUGGGACUCCAGUCUGGGCAAUCAUGGCUCAGGACCCCGAGAAAAUCCAGACGUUUCAAGUCGGCAUGUCCGGAUUGGAUGUUGCCAUCCCGGUAACUGGACACUUUGAUUUCAACCUUCUGAAAAGCACGCCUGCAGACGUCGAGAAAGGAAUUACGGAGUUGGUGGAUGUUGGAGGUGGCGUCGGUGUUUGUUUGAAGCAGAUUACGGAUGCUUAUCCGGCUUUAGACAAGACGAAAUGUGUAUUGCAAGAACGAAAGGAUGUCAUUGAGAUGGCCGAGGCAAAUAACGAGGUCCCGGAAGACUUUGUCAAAAUGGAACACGACUUUCGGACGGAACAGCCCAUCAAAGGAGCAAAAGCAUACUUUUUCCGUAUGAUCAUGCACGAUUACGCCGAUCCAGUUUGCAUCAAUAUACUCUCGCAUAUCUCCCGAGCCAUGUCCCCAGACUCACGCGUUCUGGUCUGCGACAUGGUUCUUCCACAGCGCGCCAACGAAGCAACUUUCGGAGCAGUCGUAAUGGAUCAAGCAGUGAUGACUAUGGGAGGAAAAGAGCGAACCGAGGCAGGAUUCAAGCUGCUAUUUGAGGGUGCUGGGAUAGAGUUGGUUCAGGUAUGGCGAGCGCCUGGAGUUCCAGGAGCUUGUGUCGAGGGAAGAUUGAAGAGGUGA
Messenger RNA from Lachnellula hyalina, 1254 nucleotides. RefSeq names its product O-methyltransferase (gene gsfC). The record is from RefSeq and is a predicted model, not a curated record. Bases 1 to 1254 code for a protein of 417 amino acids. Gene Ontology annotation, molecular function: O-methyltransferase activity. The transcript is spliced from 6 exons. NCBI's taxonomy places the organism in Eukaryota, Fungi, Ascomycota, Leotiomycetes, Helotiales, Lachnaceae.